AAGUUGUAACCUACUAAAACCUCUGCGGCUCACAUUCACAUUCACAGGCGGCCUAAACCCUUCAACUGCCACCGCCAAGCAGCCGUCCAGCCACCGCCUUUCUAAGCUUCCUCCGCCGCGCUUUUUAUGAACCUCUUAAGUUAACAUUUCAUCGCAUUUCUUGAAACAUGAGGUGGUGUUUUUCCCGACUGGGUUCCCAAUACCUCAUUCGCCGCCGUUCCGAACAAGUUUUCCGGACCGGAAAUCUGACCCGUCAUUUCCACACCCUGCGAUCUUCGCUCUCAAAUUCCAUUCUUUCGAGAACCCACUCCCUAAUCGCCUCAAAUUACACAACUUCAGCUCCGGAAACUAAGCCCAUUCCAUCGGGGGCAGUGUUGGGCAUCGUUGAUGAGAUUUCCGGUCUCACGCUGCUGGAAGUCUCCGAUUUGACGGAGAUGCUGAGGAAGAAAAUGGGGGUUGAGGAGAUGCCGGUGAUGACGAUGAUGAUGCCCGGAAUGGGUUUUAGUCCCGGAGGUUUGAAGGGCAAGGGAGGCGCCGGAGCUGGGUCCAAGGCGGAGGAGAAGGCGGAGAAGACGGUGUUCGAUUUGAAGCUGGAGGGCGGGUUCGAUUCUGGGGCGAAGAUCAAGAUUAUCAAGGAGGUGAGAUCUUUCACUGACCUUGGAUUGAAAGAAGCCAAAGAAUUGGUGGAGAAGGCUCCGGCAGUUUUGAAGAAGGGGGUUACUAAAGAGGAGGCUGAGAAGAUCAUCGAGAAGAUGAAGGGGGUCGGUGCAAAAAUCACCAUGGAGUGAGCUAGGUAAUUGUCACAAAGCUUAACUGAAGCAUUCUUUAGGAUGGGCCAUGAAAAGCUGUUUUGAUAAAGAAAAUAUUGCUGUAAUGGAUGGAUAUGAGUAUAGGACAUGCCUGUUUUUCUCCUCCUUUACCCCCCAAAGUGUGCAUUUGAAGAAUGUAAAAAUAAGAUGCAUAUUGCAAGAUUAGUGAGCUUGAUCAUCGGAUAUUUUUGUUUGGAAAGUGGUCAUAUUUUGUUUUAAAGGUAAUACUCGCAGAGCUUAACUGUCAAACACUAAACGGGCUUUAGGAUGAUGGAUCAUGAUUUAUUGUUUUCGUUAAGGAAAAUAUUUCGUGUGAUGGAUGCAUUCCCCACCCAAUGUUCUGUUAGGAUACAUGUCACUACUUUAGUGAGCUUGAACAAGCUGUGAUCUUUUGAUGAUUUUAAGGUAAAUACUCACAAAACUUAGCUGAAGCACUCUGUAGGAUGGGCCGCCAUGAUACAUUGAUAUUUUUAUAUUAUCCUUGGUUGUUAUCCAAUGAGGUUGACUCAAUCUAAAAUGUUAUAUAUUUUAGUGUCAGUGUUUUGUAAACAUUUUAUUUUAAAUCGCACUGAUUAGGUUGAUAAGUAAGCACAAUCUGCCAAAGGUAGUGUAGAAAUAUGGGAAAGAAAUAUG
Molecule: messenger RNA, 1442 nt
Organism: Ipomoea nil (Japanese morning glory)
Lineage: Eukaryota; Viridiplantae; Streptophyta; Magnoliopsida; Solanales; Convolvulaceae
Product: 50S ribosomal protein L7/L12
Exons: 2
Coding region: 168-788 (206 amino acids)
Biological process (GO): translation
Cellular component (GO): ribosome
Molecular function (GO): structural constituent of ribosome
Source: RefSeq, a predicted model, not a curated record